Gaeumannomyces tritici R3-111a-1 is the source of this 1702-nucleotide messenger RNA. RefSeq lists its product as hypothetical. The record is from RefSeq and is a predicted model, not a curated record. Gene Ontology annotation, cellular component: cell periphery; cell septum. The transcript is spliced from 6 exons. The coding region runs from base 29 to 1702 and encodes 557 amino acids. NCBI's taxonomy places the organism in Eukaryota, Fungi, Ascomycota, Sordariomycetes, Magnaporthales, Magnaporthaceae. Gene Ontology annotation, molecular function: chitin synthase activity.
CUUCCCCGUCACGGUCUCGCCCGUUAUCAUGUUACCAUCAAAGAAGUCAGCCCGGAGCUUCGUCCCCCGCUGCCCAACUCCAGGCCCUUCACACAACCCUAAGGUUAGCGCGCUGCCUGAGCCCUCGCUGCCACCAACACCAACGAGUCCGGCAUCCUCAAGGCGCUCCGUCAGUCGCCAGCUAAGCCGAACGACAACCGGCAGCCACAACAAGCGAAUAUCGUCCAUCUCCUCUCUCCCUGCUUCGCCUACUGCCUCUCGGCGAAACGUUAGCUUCCCUGGGCCUAGCCAGGCACCUGCUUCGCUUUCGAACGGCACCGUUGUGACUCUGGCUCCUGUUCCACACUCGACAAGUCCCCUCCUUCUUAACCACGCGGUCGAACUGAGUAUCAGCCAGGAGGAGGCCAAGCCGCCUUGGGACUCGGAGCUGGAGCUGCGCCGGACGUCCAGAGUGCUGUUGCGCCUCCAGAAAUAUAGCCUCCUGCUCGCCUUCUUUGUUAUUAACGGCCUCGGCAUCUGGGGCGUGCACCCGCGACUCAUCAUGAUCAUUGUCGACGGCAAUGCCAAGGCGCCGGGCGAGACUGUCUCCACGCAGGGCUUUAUUCUCAACGACAUGUUUGCUGGGGAUGAGCGCCAGGACUUCGCAAAUGGCUACUCCGCCCGGGACGGCUUCUCCAUGCCCAAUACCAUCCAGCAUGGCUUUUACCAAGGCUUGCCCUACGUCGUCAUCGGCAAAAAGUACAACCAAGGCAAGCGCGACAGCCUCUGCUUUGUGCGGUCGUUUCUGUACCACUACACCAGCAGAUCCGAGUCCGUGGACACAAUGUUCAACCAGGAGGUGUUCAACUACCUCGGGUCCAUCCUAACGGAUCACGGCCUGCACCACGUCGACUACCUGUGCGACAUGGAUGGGGACACCAUGUUUAACGAAGACUGCAUCUUCGAAAUGAUCAAGGAAAUGCGCCGCGGAGGGCCCAACGUCGUCGGCGUAUGUGGCGCGGUGCUGGUCAAGUUUGACGAGAAGCCGUGGGGCUGGUGGAACCUGAUGCAAAACACGGAGUACAACCUAACCCAAGGGCUACGACGGGAGUUCCAGUCUCGCGUGAGCGGCAAAGUCAACUGCCUACCUGGAUGUUGUCGGCUCAUCCGCGUACAAGAGGCCACGUUUGGCGACGACGUCCUCCGACAAAGAUUCGGGCACGUGCCCAAGCCCAACAACACGAUUACCCAGCACAUCAUGGGCGUCUACUCCGAGGACUCGAUCCACGCCUCCAUCAUCUUUUCCCGGCAUCCCCAGUCGCAAACGCGGCAGGCGCUGAAGGCUCGGGCUUACACAACGGCGCCCCAGUCGUGGCCCGUGUUCUUGUCGCAGCGCAAGCGAUGGGCCAUUGGCAGCAAGUCGAACGAGUUCGUCAUGGUGUUCCGGCCGGGGAUUAUUUGGAUUGAGCGCGUGUGCUCAUUCAUCACGGUAAUAACGUGGUGGAUCGGCCCGUUUGUCGUCGCGGCCAUGAUUAACUUUGGCGUCGCUCUGGUUAGACAGGGCAAAUGGCUGUUCGAAAACAAGCUCAUGGUUGGCCUCAUGUCCGUGUUGGCGUUUCGAUACUUCUACUCAUUCAUGAUCAUUACCUGGUUCCCACACACGUGGAUAGCAAGGCUCCGGUUCCUCGUCGGCUUCUUUAUGUACCUGGUUUUGUUCCUGUAA